UGAUUGGCCUCGAUCAGAUCGGCAAUAAACCGUCGGAAAUGGACGAAAUUUGAUGGGGUAAAAUCGGCUGUGAAAAUGUCCUUUUAUAAGACUGCGGUCCUCUAUUUGAAUUCCGAGAUUGGAAGGUCCAUAAAGUAUUGGAUAGAUGGGCAGAGGCAGAGAAUAAUGGAUAAUCCGGACCUUAAAGUGAAAAUCGCCGAGUGGCUGUUGUGGGAUAAGAACGAAAAUACUCUGGAAGAGAUCAAGAACUUGAUCUCCGAAAAUGAUCACGAAAAAUUGUCCAAGUUGCUCUUGAACAGACUAAAAUUUGGAACUGCUGGGCUAAGAGGAAAAAUGCAGGCGGGAUAUGCUGGUAUGAACGACCUAGUAAUUAUACAAACAGGUCAAGGGUUGUUGAAACAUUUGGAGAAGAACGAGAAAAACCUGCUCGAGAAGAACGGAAUAGUCAUAGGCUAUGAUGGAAGGCACAACAGUAAAAGAUGGGCAGAAAUUACAGCCACAAUUUUCGUACAAGCUGGAUACAAAGCCAAAUUAUUUGGCAGUCUUGUACCAACGCCUUAUGUUCCAUUUUCAGUGAGAAAAUACAAUUGUGCUAUUGGUGUCAUGAUCACUGCUUCCCAUAACCCAAAGGAAGAUAAUGGUUAUAAGGUGUACGCAUCCAAUGGUGCCCAAAUCUUGAGCCCAAACGAUAAAUACAUACAGGAGCACAUCAAACAGUCCCUGGAACCCUGGCCAAAUUCCUGGGAGACGCACAUCAUUCAAAAUAACGACUUGAUCGACGACCCUUUGGAGGAAGUCAUGCAUGAUUACACCCAACGUGUAAAGGCUAGUAUUUUGCCAGAACAUCUGGAGCUGAAUAAGAAAUUCAAGCUUAUGUACACCUACACCCCAAUGCAUGGAGUCGGUUACAACUAUGUCAAGAAGGCUCUCGAUGCCAUCAACAUCCAGUUCAAGGCUACGCCAGAACAAAAAGAUCCUCAUCCAGACUUUCCAACGGUGGUGUAUCCCAAUCCAGAGGAAGGGGCCAGUUGCCUUGAUCUCUCCUUCAAACUAGCCGAAAAAAUUGAUAGCACAAUUAUAAUAGCCAAUGAUCCAGAUGCUGAUAGGAUGGCCUGUGCCGAAAAGGACAGUAAAACUGGAAAAUGGAAAGUAUUCACUGGAAAUGAGCUCGGUGCUCUACUUGGCUGGUGGCUGUUGCAAUGUUUCAAAUCUAACAACCCCAAAGUUCCAAUGAAAGAUGUCUACAUGGUAUCGAGCACCGUGAGCUCGAUGAUACUGAAGUCUAUGGCAGCAAGAGAAGGGUUCAAUUUUGUUGAUACCCUAACUGGUUUCAAGUGGAUAGGAAAUAAGGCACUGGAACUAACGAAACAAGGGAAGUAUGUCAUAUUUGGAUUCGAAGAAGCUAUUGGUUAUAUGUGUGGUUUACAAGUGGUCGACAAAGAUGGCGUUAGCGCCGCAUGCCAUAUGACCACCCUGGGAACUUUUCUGAAGAGUCAGAAAAAAACCCUGCAUGAUCAACUAGACGAAAUCUACACCACUUACGGAUACCAUGUGUCCUUGAAUUCUUACUACAUCUGCUACUAUUCCCACGUCAUAAAAUCAAUAUUCGACAGGAUAAGGAAUUAUGUAGGACCAAAUAUGUAUCCCAAGAGUGUCAUGAAUGGAAAGUAUACAAUCAAGAAUAUCAGGGACUUAACAACAGGAUAUGACGAUUCGCAACCUGAUAAUAAGGCAACGCUCCCUGUUGAUCCUUCCAGUCAGAUGAUAACUUUUUACUUCACGAAUGGUUUGGUUGUUACCCUGAGGACGAGUGGCACUGAACCAAAAAUCAAAUAUUAUACGGAAAUGUGUGCAUCACCAGAACAAACAGAUAGAGAGAAAAUAGUUGCAACUAUGACGGAACAAGUGAAUGCAGUUGUUCAAGAAUUCUUGGAACCAGAACGAAGAAAUCUCAUCUCCAGAACAACAUAAAGAAGAAAACCAAAAAAUAUUACUAGUGAUAUUCAGGGAUUUAGUCCUAUAACAUUGUGAUAAAUGAUUUUUUACCAACCAUCUAAAACAUUUUAUGUUUCAAAUAAAUUCAUUCGAUGGAUAUAUGCAUCAAUUUGUGUAGUUAGAUUAUUGGAAAUUAUUGAUAUUAUUCACGAGUAUUACUUUUAUAUGUUUCUAAAAUUUGUAAGCUAGUGGAUGUCGUAUAGGAACUGUAUACUGUAUACUUCUUUACAUUCAAUCAAUAAAAAAUUAUCAAUGA
Messenger RNA from Coccinella septempunctata (seven-spotted ladybird), 2251 nucleotides. RefSeq names its product phosphoglucomutase-2. Gene Ontology annotation, biological process: purine ribonucleoside salvage; carbohydrate metabolic process. The transcript is spliced from 9 exons. Lineage: Eukaryota; Metazoa; Arthropoda; Insecta; Coleoptera; Coccinellidae. Gene Ontology annotation, molecular function: phosphopentomutase activity; magnesium ion binding. The coding region runs from base 76 to 1971 and encodes 631 amino acids. The record is from RefSeq and is a predicted model, not a curated record.